CUCUGACAGAGGAGAGGAGAGCCGGUAAUCAGCAUUCCUCAGAGGGGAUAUGAGGUACAAUCAGUGUGAUAAUCAGUCCCCAUCAGUGCCACCUGUCAGUGUCCAUCAGUGCCAGCUGUCAGUGCUCACCAAUGCCACCUGCCAGUGCCUAUCGGUGCCACAUCAAUGUCACAUAUCAGUGCCCAUCAGUACACAUCAAUGCCACAUAUCAAUGCCCAUCUGAGCUGCCUUUCAGUGCCACCUAUCAGUGCCAGUCAGUGCCACCUAUCAAUGCCAGUCAGUGCCACCUAUCAGUGCCGCCUACCAGUGCCAGUCAGUGCCGCCAAUCGGUGCGCAUCAGU
Staurois parvus is the source of this 341-nucleotide messenger RNA. Lineage: Eukaryota; Metazoa; Chordata; Amphibia; Anura; Ranidae. The record is from the annotation of a GenBank genome assembly.